Messenger RNA from Leopardus geoffroyi (Geoffroy's cat), 1197 nucleotides. Its product is annotated as aquaporin-12B-like. Gene Ontology annotation, biological process: transmembrane transport. The transcript has 3 exons. Gene Ontology annotation, molecular function: channel activity. NCBI's taxonomy places the organism in Eukaryota, Metazoa, Chordata, Mammalia, Carnivora, Felidae. The coding region runs from base 138 to 1067 and encodes 309 amino acids. Gene Ontology annotation, cellular component: membrane; cytoplasm. The record is from RefSeq and is a predicted model, not a curated record.
GUUCGCAGGGACAGCCCGCCCAGGCGGACUCUCCCACAGCGGCCCCGUCCUCGGGGCUCGGGGCUCAGGACGCGCCAGCCCUGACACGUCAGCUCGGGUCCCCCGCUCGGCCUGCUCCUCUAGGGGCCCCCAGGCCGAUGGCCGGUCUGAACGUGUCCCUCUCCUUCUUCUUCGCCACCUUCGUCCUCUGCCAGGCGGCCAGGAGAGCGUGCAAGGCCCUGCUCCCGGCGGGCGCCUACGCCAGCUUCGCCCGGGAGGCGGUGGGCGCGGCCCAGCUGGGGGCCUGCUGUCUGGAGAUGCGGAUGUUGGCGGAGCUCGGCCCCUGGGCGGGGGGCUUCGGCCCCGACCUGCCGCUCACCCUGCUCACCCUGCUCUUCCUGGUUCACGGGGCGACCUGCGACGGCGCCGCGGCCAACCCCACCGUGUCCCUGCAGGACUUCCUCCUGGCCGAGGCCUCCGGGCCCCGCACGCUGCUGAAGCUGGCGGCCCAGGGGCUGGGUGCGCGGGCGGCCUGUGCCCUGACCCGGCUGUACUGGGCCUGGGAGCUCUGUGACCUGCACGUCCUCCAGAACCUCCUGGACCCGCACUGCAGCUCCCCCCUGCGCACGCCCGUGUCCCACGGCGCGCUCGUGGAAGGCGCCGGCGCCUUCUUCUUGCACCUGACCCUCCUCCGCCUCCGGAACAGCCUGCCCGCCUACCGGGUGCCGGCCGUGGCCCUGCUGGCCACCGUCAUGACCCACGCAGCUGGGCCCUUCACGUCCGCCUUCUUCAACCCGGCCCUGGCCACCUGGGCCACCUUCCACUGCUCGGGCCACACCCUGCUGGAGUACAUGCAGGUGUACUGGCUGGGUCCUCUGACAGGGAUGGUCCUGGCCGUCCUGCUGUACCAUGGCCGCCUUCCCCGCCUGUUCCAGAGGAACCUGUUGUACAGCCAGAAGGACAAGCACCGAACUCCCAGAGGGAAGCCGGCCCCGGGGCCUAGAGACACCCAGACGCCUGCGGAGGGCUGCAGAGGCGGGGGGCCUGGGCGGGGUGGGGCGGGGCAGCCGCUGCCGGGCUCCCGCUGAGCCAGCACGGUCUGGGGGGAGGGCCGGGGCUCUGGCUGGACUCUGGGGCCUCCCCGAGCCGAGGGGGGACCGGACCCGCAGCCCUUUCUCCCCCCCCAAACCUUUCGUCAAUAAACCAUUCCUAAGACCU